ACCGUGUAAGACGUAAUAGACUCUUGCUUAUAGAAAAUAAUAUUAUGUUGCUUAGAUUACGAUAUAGAAGCUUUUGAUAUUUUGCGAUAUUUGUAAACGCCUUAUCAGUAGAAUAAUUUUCUUUUAUCAAUUGUUAUUCAUUCAAUCAAAAUGUGUAUAGUUUUUUUACACGUAGGCUCCGAUGAUGCCGAUAAUGAAUAUAAACUAAUACUUAUAUCGAACAGAGAUGAAUUUUAUGACAGGCCAGCACAAAAAAUGGGCCCUUGGGAGGAAGAUGUAAAUAUUUAUGGAGGACGAGAUUUACAAACUGGAUGUGAAGGGGGAACUUGGCUAGCAUUAUCCACUUGUCACAAAAAAAUAGGAUUAUUGCUUAAUUUGCCUGGAGUACAUAAGGAUAAUGCCAAAAGUAGAGGUAAAAUUGUUGAAAACUAUGUUAAGAGUCAUCUAGAAUCAAAUAAUUUUGUUGAUUCUAUGAAGGAAUAUUUUCAAGAAUGCAAUGAAUUUGUAUUAGUUGCUGUUGAGUUUGGUAAUGAAGUACCUAUUGUAAGGACUUACAACAAUGGAAAUAAUGAAUUAAAGCAAUGGUAUGAUCAAUACCUAGGUUUUAGUAAUAGUUUCCCCGAUCAGCCAUUAACUAAAGUGGUCGCUGGAAAGUGUAAAUUACAAGAUAUAUGCCUUAAAUAUAAGAAAAUAAAUGAAAAAGACCAGUUAAUUGAAGAAUUAAUAACAAUUUUGAAAUCUGAAGAAAGUAAUUUACCGGACCUACAAUUGGAAGAACGGAGACCACUGAGUUUUAAAGAGCUAAGUUCGAUUUACGUAAAAAUACCAAAGGCAAGAUAUGGCACAAGAGCACAUACUAUAAUUUUAUUAACUAAAACUGGGGAAUUGCAUAUAAUUGAACUCAGUAUGGAAUCCCCAAUAGAUCCAUUGACACCAGCCUGGGUAAGAAGUGAUUUUAAGGUUAAUGUAUAAGUUUAAAUUUAUUUUCAUGUACUGUUUGAUAAAACAUGUUGACUUGUAAA
Messenger RNA from Papilio machaon (common yellow swallowtail), 1022 nucleotides. RefSeq names its product transport and Golgi organization protein 2 (gene Tango2). The transcript has 6 exons. The coding region runs from base 151 to 972 and encodes 273 amino acids. Lineage: Eukaryota; Metazoa; Arthropoda; Insecta; Lepidoptera; Papilionidae. Gene Ontology annotation, biological process: protein secretion; Golgi organization. The record is from RefSeq and is a predicted model, not a curated record. Gene Ontology annotation, cellular component: Golgi apparatus.